GUUUCCGCACACCGUUAUCUGCCUGACAAAUGACGAAGGAGACGACUACAACGCGGAACGACUGGCGGAUUCACCAGGCGAAGAAAUUGUCGUCGAGACAAUUGAUACUGAUGGCCCUAUGCCCGCCAACUUGGAUGCGCGAGCCAUUGCCGAA
Molecule: messenger RNA, 154 nt
Organism: Perkinsus marinus ATCC 50983
Lineage: Eukaryota; Perkinsozoa; Perkinsida; Perkinsidae
Exons: 1
Source: RefSeq, a predicted model, not a curated record